Messenger RNA from Cotesia glomerata, 907 nucleotides. RefSeq names its product protein cornichon (gene cni). Gene Ontology annotation, biological process: endoplasmic reticulum to Golgi vesicle-mediated transport. The record is from RefSeq and is a predicted model, not a curated record. The transcript is spliced from 4 exons. The coding region runs from base 79 to 510 and encodes 143 amino acids. NCBI's taxonomy places the organism in Eukaryota, Metazoa, Arthropoda, Insecta, Hymenoptera, Braconidae. Gene Ontology annotation, cellular component: endoplasmic reticulum membrane; COPII-coated ER to Golgi transport vesicle.
UUUAAGAUACACACACUUAUAUCGGAAGUUAAUUGUACGCAUGAUUCGCAAAUAAAUAAGUAAAUAAGUGUCAUAACAAUGGCGUUUAGUUUAGCUGCUUUUUCAUAUAUUAUUUCACUAAUUGUUGAUGCAUUUCUUAUAUUUUUCGCGAUUUUCCAUGUGAUUGCAUUUGAUGAAUUAAAAACGGAGUAUAAAAAUCCCAUUGAGCAGUGCAAUAGUCUCAAUCCACUGGUACCUUUCGAGUAUGGGCUGCAUCUGCUGAUAAAUUUCUUAUUUUUAAUAAGCGGAGAAUGGUUCUCAAUUUUAAUAAACGCUCCGUUGAUAGCGUAUCACAUCAAUAGAUACUUGACGAGGCCGGUGAUGUCAGGUCCUGGCUUAUACGACGCUACUAGUAUUUUAAAUGCCAAUGUUUUGGCAAGAUGUCAAAGGGAAGGAUGGAUUAAACUUGCAUUUUAUCUACUUUGUUUCUUCUAUUAUUUAUACGGAAUGAUUACAUCACUUAUUCAUUAAAUGACUCUCAAGCUGCCAACAAAUACUAUAAUUUUUAUAUUAUUUAUUACUUAAGAUGGCAAAAAAUAAAUAUUAAGGGCAUCUAAAUUAUGAAUCUUCCAAAGUCUUGCCCUUAUUGGUUUAUUAGUCGACCAUAGUGCCACUCCUUGAGAUUGUUCCUAUGCAUAAGCAGUAACUUUUGCCUUAAAUUUAAUUAUUUUUACUAAUCGAACAAAUUUUAAUGCAGAUUUAAUGUAAAGCCUAAAGUUAUUUUAUCAUUCGCAUGUAGAAAUCUAGGCAGGUAAUUAAAUAAUCGUAUACAUGGUUAUGAAUUCAAGAGAUUUUAUAUUGUAAUUGUAAUAAUUAAUGAUGUACAGAUUUUUUACUCUAUCAAUACAUAAACAUCAUCGUAAUUCUA